UAUAUUACACAAAUGUUUUAACAAAUUGGCAAUUCUAGGAGCAAAAGGUGCCAAAAGUGCAGAAUCCCCUUGAGCGGAUAACGCAGAUGUGCACGCUUUGAUUGUGUUCCGUGCAUGAAUUGUCGAUUAAAACGGAGUUGCACAUUUUUUGUCAAACAGUGUACGGCGUGACUUAUAUGUACUGCAAAGUACAUGCUUAGAUGGGACGACAGAUACACUUUUAUUUUUAAUACUUGACGAGAUAAAUAUUACAUUGCUUCCAGAUAACCCCGGUGUAUUAUCUGCUUCACCCGAGUAUAUGCACGUGUCUGACCAGCCACCGUUUCGGGUGUCGCGCAUUUUUACGCCGUUAUGCAUGUCAUAUUCUCUGUUUUAACCAAAAGCACAAACUGAGCAUGCCGUGCGUUGUUACAUUUCGUCGGUGUAACAGAUUUCCUAACCCUAAAGGUCAACUUUAGCAAUUAAUAUCUCGCUUCGCGGGGCAGAGCGACGAUUUUGCCCGGGGAAAAAGUUGUUUCUCUUUUGAAAAACGCGUCGAAUGAGACGAAAUUUUACUGACUUUUGAGGUGGCGUAGCUGUACUGAAGAACUACCAAAUGUCCAGCGAAUGUACGAGAAAACUGAGGAAGAGGAAAUCCAUUUCUCUAGACAUGAAGAUCGAGAUUUUAAAUCGACUCGAGAGACUGGAGAAACCGUCGUCGAUCGCCAAGUCGUACGGGAUAAACGAGUCGACGAUCCGAACGAUAAAGAAGAUGGAGAGGAGCAUCAGAAGUAGCGUGUCCUCCGGGUCCUUGACGAGCCUGAGGUGCUCCUCGUACACGAGGAAUCCCGCGAUAGAGGCCAUGGAGAAGGAGCUGAUGAUCUGGAUCGCGGAUAAGGUGCAGAGGAGGGUGCCCGUCAACAGUUCUACGAUAAGGCAAGAGGCCGUGAACAUUUACAACUCGUCGAGAGAGCGUAGAUCCAGCGAUCAGCAGCCCAACUUCUCCGGCAGUAAAGGAUGGUUCGAGAAGUUCAAGAAGAGAUACUCGCUACACUACCACAUGGGCGACAACGGCGAGCUGUUGGAUCGCGAGUUGAUCGACGACGAGUUGAUUGACAUGAUGUCCGCGCACAACGAGACCCAUCCCGCCGACGAAUCCGGCAGUGACGCCGACGAGUCGGCACCGUUUACCGCGCAGAGCAUUCACGGGGCUCUCCAGCUGGCCGCGGAGCUGGAGAGCGCAAUUCUACACAUGGACCCGAACGUUCAGCGAGCCUCGAGGUUUCGACGGGACUUGAGAAGGUGUUGCGCCGAGUAUCGGGAGAUUUACGAGAGUCUGAGCAAAAAGAAUCUCGAGGAGAAACCAGCCGGGGAGAGAUACGCUGGUGACGAAAUCAAGGUGGAGGUGUUGAGUAUUUCUCCCGAGGACUUUGCAUCAAUCAAGAAGAAGAGACCGAUCGCUGUGAAUUGCAGUACUGACAACGAAUAAAAUUUCAAUCCGCCCCGCAUCUUCGUUACUUCUGUGCGAAUACAAAUGCGAAAUAAAUAUUUUUGCAAUGCGUACGCGCGGGCUCUUCCUUUACGUAUUGUUUUGCUUUUGCAUCUUACAUCAGGGCAGACUACGCGAUUCUCGGCUGCGUAAAGGCUAAUCUACGACGUGUUCUUUGCGUAUAGAAACGUUCUACUUUGUAGUCAAUAAAUACGUAUCGAUUUUCGAUUCGAAAA
Molecule: messenger RNA, 1704 nt
Organism: Vollenhovia emeryi
Lineage: Eukaryota; Metazoa; Arthropoda; Insecta; Hymenoptera; Formicidae
Product: tigger transposable element-derived protein 2-like
Exons: 2
Coding region: 596-1468 (290 amino acids)
Cellular component (GO): nucleus
Molecular function (GO): DNA binding
Source: RefSeq, a predicted model, not a curated record